Molecule: messenger RNA, 1249 nt
Organism: Manihot esculenta (cassava)
Lineage: Eukaryota; Viridiplantae; Streptophyta; Magnoliopsida; Malpighiales; Euphorbiaceae
Product: cyclin-dependent kinase inhibitor 7
Exons: 4
Coding region: 163-819 (218 amino acids)
Biological process (GO): negative regulation of cyclin-dependent protein serine/threonine kinase activity
Cellular component (GO): nucleus
Molecular function (GO): cyclin-dependent protein serine/threonine kinase inhibitor activity
Source: RefSeq, a predicted model, not a curated record
UGUCCUUAUUAACCUCUCUCUCCUCUCUUACAGAGCCCAUCCAAAACCAAAUCAUCACCAUUAAAAUUCACUCUCUCCCUUCAUCAUCAUCAACAUCAUCGCGCACAAACAAGACAACGAGAGAGAAAGUUGGAGUGUAGUGGAAUUUCAGAGACCAUUUCGAUGAUGGAAAUGGCUCAGGUUGGCGUGCGAACCAGAGCUCGUGCAUUGGCCUUGGCGGCUGCGGCAGCUGCUGCCGCUACUGGCACUGCAAGGAAAAGGAAAGUGAACAAUCGAGAAUUGGUGUUGUCUACAUCAUAUAUUGAACUAAGAAGUACCUCCAGAAGACGCGUCAUAAUUAAGCCUGAGAAUUCAGUUUCAGUUUCAGUUCCACUUCCACCGGAAAUAAAUCCCGGUCACCGGACUGUAAUUCAGGAUAGAUGCUCCAGCCCUAGCACGCAUCACGCCUCAGCUUCUUGUUGCUCGAGUAAUGGAUCAAGUGAUCAGAGAAUUAAUAAAUUCGCAGAUCUGGAGGCCGAGAGCUUUGAAGUUGAAACGUCAGUGUAUUAUGGCUGUAGAGAAAGGAGAGAGACCACGCCAUCAAGCCAGCUUCGAGCAGAAUCAUCAGACGAACUGGAUUCGACGGCGAGACCAUCUUCGGCGGCUAAUUCUCGCCGUAGAUCAACGGGUGUGAAGAUGCCAACAGAAUCUGAGCUGGACGAUUUCUUUUCGGAAGCUGAGAAGAACAUCAAAAAACAAUUUGCAGAGAAGUAUAACUACGAUAUCCUCAAGGACGAACCAUUGGAAGGACGGUACGACUGGGUGCGAUUAAAGCAGUAAAGGAAACAAAACACAAAAAACCAUAAAAACGAGGAAGAGAAACAAUUAAUGGCUCAUCAUUUCUGAUAAUUUAACAGCACUUUAGGUACUGCUACUUCUAAUUUAAAUUUCUAGCGUGCUCUCUCUUUCUCUAGGGUUUCGUUUUCUUUUUUCCCUCUUUUCUUCUUCUGUUGUUUUUCCCCUUGGGGUUUCACAUACAGCUCUCUCUCCCUCUCUCUCUCUUUCUGUCAGUUAGAAUUAUUGGGAGCUGAGGCUUCUGUUUGUUCUUUUAUAGGAGUUUAUAUGGAGAUUCUUCUUUCUGCAACGAAGAGGAAAGUUUCAGAAAUUGCAAAAUCCACUUGGUGAAGACCAAAUAGUUGAAUAACGAAAGAUACCUUUCGAUUCUUAUUUAUUACUUUAAUGCUAAUUUUAAUGCCUCUCUCUCUCUCUC